UUUCACAAACUCCGCUAAGCACGACGGGAACACGUGCGGUCAACAUGGCGGCGCCCUUCAGUAGACUUUUUCGACCAUUGCGGAGAAUAACAAUUACAGUUACAUUAAACAAAGGCGUGCGAAAUGUUUCGUCCUCUAGGAAACAAAAUUUGAAAACUGCGGGUGUUGCGUCUCCGUGGGCGCUGCAUGGAGCUGUAUGCCUGCAGCGGCUACCUGUGGUCUCUCAAGACAGGAGCCCGUUAGAGGAAGAGUUCAUGGAGCUAAUGCACCAGAUGGAGUUAGAGAGAAGUCUGCUCUCGGACCACGAGCUGAGGCUCCUGGAGGAUGCUGCACGGAUGAGCCGGAAACAAGAAGAGGAUUAUGAUUCCGAUGAGGAGGAGGAGGAUUAUAGAGAUAAAGAAAUUGUUACAGCUCAAGAUCUGGAAGAUAUUUGGGAACAGAAACUGAAGCUAUUUCAACCAGCUCCGAGGUCACAAGGUGUUGACGAGAAAGACAUGGGUUCUUCAAAGCGUUGUUUAGCAGACAGCUUAAUCUUGUUGGUGAAGAAGGAUGUUGGCAGUCUAAAGCUUUGGCUCCUGCCUCAGAUACAGUGGCAGACGGGAGAGACGCUUCGACAGACGGCCGAACGUGCCCUUGCAAGUCUUCCAGGGGCUGAUAUAAAGGCCACCUUCCUUGGCAAUGCACCCUGUGGAUUUUACAAGUAUAAAUACCCAAAGCACAUUCAGAAAGAGGGCAGUGUUGGAGCCAAAGUGUUCUUCUUCAAAGCUGUGCUGCCCAGCCAUAAGCACUUACCCCUAGAGAAGAAUUUAUUUGCUUGGGUUAAAAAGGAGGAACUCCAGGACUUCCUGAAGCCAGAGUACCUGAAACAAGCCAGACGCUUCAUUAUGGCACUGUAAUAUGGGAAGACAUGGACAUGAUGGAGAAUAUAUUGGAAAACAGAGCACAGGUUUAUGCUUUUUAUAUUUUUUGGACUAUGAUUCCAUGAGUUUGGACCCUAAUCCACCUGAUGACCGUAAUAAUCAAUGAGUGACGUUCAGAUUGUCAUAUAUAUGUUAUACAGUAUGUUCCAUACACUAUAUUAUCACCUGUCGAUGUGUGUAUGUAUUUAUCCUGCUUGUAAAUGAAAACUUCUAUAAAAACGUCCAGUUUUUGACUUUAUAGCAUGUGAUCUCAUCUUUUUUUUUAAGUAUUUUUAAAUUUAGCAUGAAAUCAUGUUUCUAGCAGGGUGGAAAUUGUAUAUUGUUUGCUAUUCCUAUACUUCACCCUGACUUCUUUAUCCAUGCACAUAUUUUGUCCUCUAAAAUACUACCACUUGAGGGCAGUAGAUGGACAAAGAAUGGAGGACAGACAAUCCAACGGACCCUCUUCCCCCUUUAUGAAAACACAAAGGAUCUCCAAUUAUGCUUUUGGCCGGUAUAUUGCUGUCUUGUCAAGUUUAAAUGCCUUGUACUUGGGAUUUCUCUUCUGCUCUUUUAUGUCUCUCCCGCAUGCUCAGUUGUCAAAUAGUCAUUGACUUUUGUGCUGUGCUGGUGGAAAUGGGGAUUAGUAAUACUAUGAAUUAUUUAGGCACCUUGAUUAUGUAGGUCUCUGAAAAUUGGCUGUAGACAGUCAUUUCUGCCAGCGUUUUGGGAU
This is a messenger RNA of Carassius carassius (crucian carp), 1632 nucleotides long. RefSeq names its product large ribosomal subunit protein mL46-like. Gene Ontology annotation, cellular component: mitochondrial large ribosomal subunit. The coding region runs from base 45 to 896 and encodes 283 amino acids. The transcript has 4 exons. The record is from RefSeq and is a predicted model, not a curated record. NCBI's taxonomy places the organism in Eukaryota, Metazoa, Chordata, Actinopteri, Cypriniformes, Cyprinidae. Gene Ontology annotation, molecular function: structural constituent of ribosome.